AUGGAUUUUGAGGCUUCUGAUAAGCUAAAAUUUUUAUGUGAGAAAAGUAAACCGGAUAAUGUUCCUUUUACACCAAGCCUUUCCCGGAUUUCGAGUUUUGCAACAUGUAAUUGUAAACAUGAUGCGCCUGUUAAGUUGCGGGAUACUACUAUAAUGCCGGUUAAGAGGGUAUUUGAUAACAACAAUUCCUUGGAUAUUUCUGUUAAGAAAUCAAAGGUGGCACUGGCACCGGAUGAUGAUAUUUCUUUAAGCCCGGGUGAAUUGGCAAAAUCAUAUAAGAAAUGCGAAAGGAAGAGACGAUUUGAAGAGAAGAGGUUGAAGUCUAUAAAUAGAGAAAUUGAGGAGUGCCUCAAAGAACUUGCAAAUAAAAAGACACAAAUUAGUUGUGUUAGAAGAAUUCGCGAAAUUGCUGAAAGGAAGGAAGAGGAACUGAAGGCUCUUUCCCAAAAAAUUGCUGAAUGUACUAUGGAACUUGAGACGACAAAGAAAGAGCUUCAGUCCGAAAGGAAAAAGUUACUACAGGUAAUAUCAACAAGGCAGAAGCGUAAUGAUUGUGCUCAAAUGAAGAACUUUGAGUCAAUGGAGAAGAAAUUUGAAGGUCAGGUUAAGGAACUUGAGUCAAAACUGAAGCAAUGUGAAGGACAGGUGGAGGAACUUGAGCAAAAUGAGAAGCACUUUAAAGAAUGGGUAAAGGCGUUAGAAUCAAGAGAUAAGCAGCUUGAAGGACGUAUGAUGGAGUUUGAAUUGAUGGAGGAGAAACUUGAAAGUCGUAAGAAGGAGCUUGAAUCAAAAGAGAAGCUCGUUGAAGGACGUAUGGUGGAGUUUAAAUUGAUGGAGGAGGAACUUGAAAGCCGUAAGAAGAAGCUUGAAUCAAAAGAGAAGCUAGUUGAAAGAAGGGAAGUGAAGCUAAAGUCAAAAGAGAAUCAACUUGAAAGCCGGGAGGAAAAGAUUGAAACAAAAGAGAAGAGAAUUGAAGACCAAGAGAAGGAGCUGGAAUUUAAAAAGCAGGACUUUGAAAGGCAAUCGGAGGAGUUACAGUCGAAAGAGAACCAAUUUAUAGGACGAGUGAAGGAGUUUGAAUCCAAAAAGGAUAAAUUUAAAGUCAAUCUGGGUGCGUUGUGGGCGGAACUGGUGUUUAAACAGAAGCAAAUCUAUAGAAGAACGAGUGUGAUUGAGUCAAAAGAGAAGCAACUUGAAGGCCGAGUCAAGGAGUAUCAAUCAAAAGAGAGCGAAUUUGAAGACCAGAAGAAGGAGUUGGAAUUUAAAAAUAAGAAUCUUGAAAGACACAUCAAAGAACUUGAGUCAAAGCUGAGUAAAUUUGAUGGCCAGCUGAAGGAGCCUGAAUCGAGAGGGAAACAAUAUGAAGCAUUAACGAAGCAUAUUGAUGAGGAAAAAGAAUCGGGUGCUACAUUGAGAUUGAUUGUAACUGAAGUUGGAUCCAGCAUGGAUGAUCAAUUAAGUCCUAGCAUUGGUGGAGUUGAGUCACUUUUCAAUGACAUUUUCUUUUGUCUGCAAAUAUCAUCAGAUCCAUCAGAACUUGUUUUGGAUAUACUACAGAACCCCAAUACUCCACUCUAUAAGAACGGAGACAAGGCGCUGAUUAUUAAUGAUAGUCACAUCUCUCUGCUAGAACUAUUGAUGUUAAUCUCACCAACUAUUAAACCUUGUGUAAGACAAGAAGCAUUGAAGCUAGCACUUGAUUUGAAAGCUAACAUGAAAGAAAAUACUGAAAAUUCUUUGGCGGUUGUUAGUUUUCUACUUCUUUUGUCAGUUUAUGGUUUGCUUAGUUAUUUCAACGACGAUGAAGUUUUGGAGCUUUUUACAUUUGUUGCUCAGCACAAGGUAGCUUUGAAGAUGUUUCGGACCCUUGGUUUUGAAAAUAAAGUUUAUGAUUUUGUUGAAACUCUUAUCAGGAGGAAGCAAUUUGUUGGAGCUGUUAGAUUCAGCUGUGCAUAUAACUUGGCUGGCAAGAAUCAAUUAGUUGAUAUGUUGCGAGAACACAUCCAGAAUGCCAAACUGAUUUGUGAGAGCAGCUGUGAGAAAACAAAUUCCAUUGAAAUCAAGGAUAAGGCCAGAGAUGAAGAAAUUGCUGGUCUGAGAACUGUUUUACAAUGCAUUUCAGAUAACAACAUUGUAGAAUCUGAGGAUCUGCUUAAAAAGGAGAUUCGACAUCGUAUUCUUGAGCUAAAAGCACAGAAAGGCAAUUAG
Molecule: messenger RNA, 2208 nt
Organism: Trifolium pratense (red clover)
Lineage: Eukaryota; Viridiplantae; Streptophyta; Magnoliopsida; Fabales; Fabaceae
Product: putative leucine-rich repeat-containing protein DDB_G0290503
Exons: 4
Coding region: 1-2208 (735 amino acids)
Source: RefSeq, a predicted model, not a curated record